CAGCGGCCAGGGGCUCGAACCUUCUCUCCUCCUCCUCGCCUCCGCCUCGGGGCUUCGCCUUCCUUCCUCUUCGCCUCCACGCGAACGAAACGGAAGCCCCCCGAAUCAAUCCUCCCUCCGUCCCACCCGGUUCCAGCCACCCCUCCCCUCUCGAGGCGCCCCGCGUCGCCGAGGCCCGAUCCGGACCCCUCUCCGGAGACGCCCCCUCCUGCCCGCGUUCCCCUUUCCCCCCGCUCGUGGGUCGGUCGGUCGGUUGCCCGAUGAGGGGGUUGCUGGCGGUGGAGGCCGCGGGCGCGGCGGCCACGUCGGCCUCGGCCUCGGUGCUCAACGGCGCCGUCGACUGGUGGCGCGACGUCAACGAUUCGCCGCUGUGGCAGGACCGCAUCUUCCACUUGCUCGCCGUGCUCUACGGCAUCGUCUCCGCCAUCGCGCUGGUCCAAUUGAUUAGAAUCGAGUGCAGGGUGCCUGAGUAUGGGUGGACGACGCAGAAGGUGUUUCAUUUCCUGAACUUCCUCGUGAAUGGCGUGCGAUCCGCUGUGUUCGUGCUGCGGCGCAAUGUGCAGCUGGUACAGCCUGAGAUAAUACAACAUGUGCUUCUCGAUAUGCCUGGGCUUGCGUUCUUCACGACGUACGCACUUCUGGUGCUGUUCUGGGCAGAGAUUUAUUAUCAGGCACGAGCGAUGUCGACUGAUGGGCUUAGGCCAACUUUCUAUUGGAUCAACGGCGUGGUCUAUGCAAUUCAGAUAAUUCUAUGGUUGGUUUUGUGGUGGAAACCAGUUCGAGUUAUGGUCAUCUUGUCAAAGAUGUUCUUUGCAGGUGUGUCACUAUUUGCAGCUCUCGGGUUUCUUCUCUAUGGGGGAAGGUUAUUCCUGAUGUUGCAGCGUUUCCCUGUAGAAUCGAAAGGAAGGCGUAAGAAGUUGCAGGAGGUUGGCUAUGUGACUACCAUCUGCUUUUCUUGUUUCUUGAUCAGAUGUGUCAUGAUGUGCCUUAACACAUUUGAUAAAGCUGCGGAUCUUGAUGUUCUGAACCAUCCAAUCCUGAACUUCUUCUAUUACUUGCUGGUUGAGAUUGUGCCUUCAGCUCUGGUGCUCUUCAUUCUAAGGAAACUGCCUCCAAAACGAGGGAUCACGCAGUACCACCCAAUCCAUUAGAGCAAUGUUUCUCAUGGAUAGUGUAUACAGCGUGGUAAAUACAGAAUGGCAGAGUGAAAAGCUACCACCCUUGGUCCCGAGCUUGCCCAACUUUUAUACGAGGAAAGCCUUUAGAAUCCCAGGUUGCUAUAUUGUGUGUAAAGAUGCAAUCUCUUCUCGGAAUUUAGAAAAUGUAACUUAUAUAACUUUGUUCAUCUCAGUGCGUAUCAUCUGUACACAUCACUGCGAUUGUUUGCAUGUUUAUUU
Molecule: messenger RNA, 1397 nt
Organism: Setaria italica (foxtail millet)
Lineage: Eukaryota; Viridiplantae; Streptophyta; Magnoliopsida; Poales; Poaceae
Product: tobamovirus multiplication protein 3
Exons: 11
Coding region: 261-1151 (296 amino acids)
Source: RefSeq, a predicted model, not a curated record